Molecule: messenger RNA, 931 nt
Organism: Rhodamnia argentea
Lineage: Eukaryota; Viridiplantae; Streptophyta; Magnoliopsida; Myrtales; Myrtaceae
Exons: 6
Coding region: 144-668 (174 amino acids)
Source: RefSeq, a predicted model, not a curated record
CUGUCUGUCGCGCGGCGCGGUGGUCGUUUAGGCAGAUGUUCCAUUGAUGUCUGACGUCCCGUGUAGUCGGCUUUGCAAUAUCGGAGGACCCGAGUUUCAGAAGAAAGGCGCUGUCUUUCUGAUCAUCCAGCGAACAAGUUCAAAUGGACGGCGAAAAUGGAGGAGGAGAAUCGGAACAAGGGGAGGUGAAAGAGGGGGUGGCCUCAAUAGCCAUUCUUCCGUGCGGCUCCAUCUCAGGCCACUUCAUCCACCUCCCUCAUUCCAUCUGCUAUGGCCUCCAUGGCACUGAAUUGGCGUGCGAAAGGGAAUGCAGCAGGGGAGAGGAUUACCGCCUGAUCAAACUCUCCAUCAUGGACUUCAAAACCAAACAAGAAGGGACUGUUGUGGUGGAGUGCCAAGGCCAUGAUGCUGCUCGGUUUCACAGCAUAGAUCAUGCUCACGGUUGGGAUGAGGAUGUGGCAGGUUUACUGGAGCAAAAACAUCAGAAGAGCAAGAUUGUGGUCUCUUUCGAGUGUGAGACCCUGAAAGCUGAGGAAGCAGCAGAGGACCAUAUCAAGAAGUUCAUGCCAAAAUUAAGUGGACUUGAUGCUGUUGUUAACAUUGGGCGAAUGAGGAUUGCCGGGUUGAACUUUGAUGCAGAAAAGGCAGACUUGGAGCAGAAUGUGUGAUAUUCAUGGUGCACAUAUUUUUUGCUGAAACUUCAAGCUUCCUUUGUCAUAGGCGAGAGCAUGUUUUGACAGAUGAUAUGUUUUGUGAUUAUCUGGAUAAUUCGUCAAACCCUUGCAUGUUUACAGUCGGUAUGCAUUGGCUAUUCUGGUGAGAGAGUGUGAUACUUGUACGUGUGAGAACUCAAAGCUUGGUUAUCAGCUACUCGAGUUCAGUUUAGUUGUUAUAUUGCUCGAAGCUAAUUGAUAUAUGAAUACUUUGAGUA